Messenger RNA from Penaeus vannamei (Pacific white shrimp), 1876 nucleotides. RefSeq lists its product as uncharacterized. The record is from RefSeq and is a predicted model, not a curated record. NCBI's taxonomy places the organism in Eukaryota, Metazoa, Arthropoda, Malacostraca, Decapoda, Penaeidae.
AUUCUCACCAUCAUCGCAACAUAGACAACAGUGAAAAUACUCGUCCUUAUCAAGGUUCACUCUUUUGGAAAAACGCUCCCUCACCAUGAAAGAAUCUGCCGUCGUGGUGGCCGUCCUGGUCACGCUGCAGCUCGCCUCCUGUGGGGCUUUGGGGGGCUAUCCAGGUACUUUCUACCAGAUGAUGCUUCGGCUUAACAAGGGCCAUAAGAACCUGGUCAAGAACGCCCGCACGGUGUCGUCGCCGAACCAGCUGUGGGCGAUCCUCGACCCGCCCGCGGCUCUUGGCUCCCUCUGGAAUGAGCCGCUGAACUCGAACCGCAUCGUCAGGAGCGCCCAGUUUGAUGACCGUGAGGAACGUCAGCUUGAUGGUGAGCCCGAGGAGAGCACGGACGCCCCGGAGGAGGAGGCUGGCACGGAGGCCCCGGAGGAUGCCACGGAAGCCCCAGAGCUGUGCGGAGGCGAGCUGCCGACGCUCCUGGAGACGGGCGAGGUGAGGGAGGACAAGCUGCUCAUCAACACGACGGUGGAGACGCCCGGCUACGGCGGGGACGGCUACCCGGCGGACAUCGAGUGCAUCUGGAACGUCAACAUGGAGAGCGGCUGCGCCAUGGGCUUCCUGACCUGGCGGAUAUAUUCCGGCUACAUCCGUCCGUCCAGGGGCUGCUCGGAGGACUUCGUGGAGAUAGGCUUCGACGGAAGCUACACCCAAAAGCACUGUGAGACGGUAAAUGAUCUAUCAGGCGCGAAGCUGUGGAGUAACCCCCUGAACACUGACCGCUCCCUGAACAUCCGCUUUUUGGCUGGACCGCGCGAGGAUGGAAGCGGAGCAAAGGGCAUCAGCAUUCACAUCAAAGGUUACUGCAGUACCUAUUCCGACGAGUACGUGGCAGCAGCAGAGGCAGCGGCGGAGACGGUGACAGAGGCGGUGGCGGAGGACGCCACGCAGAGGAGCGACCUGGACUUGGACUACGGCGGGGACUUCGCCUAGGACAGCAGUGGGGGAAGAAGCUUGCUGGCCCGUUCAAGAGAUGAUCAACCCUAUAGCUUUCGUUGUCCAUUUUUGUCAAGAGAAAAGGAGCUCGAGGCUGUCGAUGCAUUGAGAGAAAAAGGCAGAUAGCCGAUUGUGAUUGAUUUUUUUUCUUUUUACAAAUAUAAUGUUCAUAAACUAGAUGGAACAGUAGGCGGAGAUAUAUAACAAAGCCUGUCUGUUCAGCGUAUCAUUUCCUAUAAAUUGGCCAAACCGCCGCAUGCUUCAUAUGUGUAUAGCGUACCUUAAAUGGACGCAAAUCGUGAUAGGCUAUAAUAGUGUUCAUCAUCUGGAACGUAAUUAGAUAAUCAUACCAUAUCAUAUACUCGUUGGCAUUAACUAGUACCUGACCCUUAUAACCUUCAGCAAUUUACUGUAUAGGUGUUAUCAAGUCUGUAAUAUAAGGUUGUUCGAGUCACGGCUUCUGGAGAUAUUUACAUGUUUUCAGAAAGGUAUUCUAAAAUGUGCAAAAUAAAUGCAAGAUACACACUAAGGUGCAUAUAUAAAUACUAACACAGAUACACGCGCGCCACUAGGCCUACAUUCACAGUUUUACCAAUCUCGCACGUACACACACACACACACACACACACACACAGGGCCUAUUUUCACAAUUUUACUCAUUGCUUUGUUGACUCCAUUAUCUUGUGUUACAGUUUGGGAGCAAGGAAUGUAUCUAAGUGAAAGGGUACAUUUCAGGAAUGUGUGUUAUAUUCAAAUGUUUGUUAGAUAUUUCUGAUACUAACAUGGUUUCUCAGUAGUUUUAUAGCAUAUGCUUUCAUUCAGUCUGUAGCAAUUCGACUGAAUAAACUGUAAAACUUUAGUGAUUCUAGUUUAUAAUAAAGUUAU